GAUGGAGAGAAAGAGGAUCUCAAGCAGGCUCUGCACCGUCAGCAUGGAGCCCGACUCAGGGCUCGAACUCCCAAAACCGUGAGAUCACGACCUGAGCUGAAACCAAGAGCCGGACGCUUAACGGACCGAGCCGCCCAGGCGCCCCUUUUCUCAUCUGUUAGACUGGGACCCACAGCACUGGUGAGGACCUCGGCCCCUCACCUUUUUCAAGCGCAAGGAUGUGCCCUUGAUCGUUAGAUCAAGGUUACUUGCCUCGAUCUAACUAACACCCUGUACCUUCCCCAUCUGCUCUCAGGAAGGCCCAGACGGAGGGCGGAGGCAUUCAAAGCCAGAUCGGGUGGCUUGGCCGCAGUCCCUGGCCCAGCCUUCUCUGCUGCUAACUGCGGGCCUCCCCGCGGGGACAAGCAGACCCCAACGGGAAGGAAACCAGCAGGGAGGAUCUCGUGCCACACCUGCCGUGGCUGCACCUGUCUCACAACCCACCACACCCAACACUCCUAGCCCUACAUACAAUAACCAACCCCGGGCGCUUCCGGGCAUCAGGUGACUGGUCAAGAGCUUCCUCCCUAUUUGUGUACCUGCCGGACACUCCUAACAUCUUCCAGCUGCUGCUGGCUCGGGUGGCCGAUCACAAGCUCAGGCCCCGGGGGCACAACCCCCACCCCCGCCCCCAGGGAAAGCGUCGAAGGAUCCGCCAGCCCCGAGCCCCAGUGGCCACCUGCUGCCCGCUCAAGGUUACCUUGCUCCAACUCCUCCAGUGGCCGGCCGGAGCCAGCCCAGAGCCCCCUCCGGGUCAGCCCAGCUCCCGCAGGAACCAGGACAAUCAUUAAUCGGAUUCUUGACAUUCUUUGGCCCCAGGUCGGCUUGGGAAGCAUGCUCCCCGGAAGAGGAGGAGCAGAGUCCCAGGACUGGCAUUUGGACAUGCAGCUGGCAGGCAAGGUGGUGCUGUCGGCCGCCGCGCUGCUCCUGGUGACCGCAGCCUACAGGCUGUACAGGUUGAGGCCCGCCCGGGCCCCGCUGGGGGACAGGAACUCCAAGGCCGAGGAGAAGGCCGAGGGCUCCGGGCAGCCGGCGGACCCGGGGGCCGUUCCUGGGGCACCACACCGGGCUCUGAGACGCCGGAGGGGAAGCAAGGGGGCCGGCUGUGGCUGGGAAAGUCAGGGGGGCUCCCGAGUCCCGGCAACAGGACGCUCUCCCGAAGACGCAGAAGCCCAAGAGGCUCGGGAGCGCGAGAAGAAGGGCGCUGGUGUGGAAGGGGGUGGGCAGGGCCUUGUCUCUGAGCUGGCACCUCCUCGCUGCAGUGGCCAGGAAGCCGGAACAGCUGUUGGUGGUAAGCCCGAGCCGCCCCACCACCCCACGGUGGGCGAUGAAUUCCAAAGCUCCCCACUUGGCCUCGCUGCGGCAGAGGGGAGCAGGGUGGGCAGGGCGCCUACUCCAUGGCGGGACGGCGGACCCCCGGGACAGCCAGGGCUCGCGGAGCAGGAGUCCCCCGCCACGAGCCUGAUGGCCCACACGGAAGGCGAGAGUGACAUGAACAGGAGCUGGGUCUUUCCUCGCAACAGGGGGGUCCACGGGGAAGAGGCCGGGGCCCUCCAGGCGGCCGUGGACAUGGGCCUGACCCUGCACCAGCGGGAGGGAGCCACCAGUGCCUCCUAUACCUACUCGUCUGUGUCCCGGGUUCGCGUGGAGGAGAACUUCAUUCCUGAGAAGGUGGAGGGGAUGGGGCCCAGGCUGAAGGGCAAGGUGUACGAUUACUAUGUCGAGUCCACUUCCUGGGCCACCUCCAAGGGCCGGCUGGCCCCCAGGACAGCCGCCCCGGCUGAGGCUCCACUCCCCGGGCCCCUGCCAGGAGCCCCGGGAACAGAGGCCGCUUCAGGAGGCCGGGAAGGUGGAGCCGAAACACCCACCUCCUGCCAGCCGGGGCCGUCGCCCCCCACGCAAGGCUUCGGCAGGAAGGAGAGCCUCGUCCGGAUCAUGGAGAACCCGGAGCUCCAGCUCCAGCUCGAGGGCUUUGGGGCCCCCGCUCCGUCCUGCCCAGACCAGAGCGCCCCGCCUGGCCACGCCCUUCCCCAGGCUUCUCUCGGGUCCAGCUCGGCCGGAAGCAGCCGGGAGGCCCACGUGCAGCUCGUGGCGGGGACCAACUUCUUCCACCUCCCGCUGGCCCCCGGCUCAGCGCCAGACGUGCACCUGGAUCUGGGCAACUGCUACCAGGUGCUGACCUUGGCCAAGAAGCAGAAGCUGGAGGCGCUGAAGGAGGCGGCCUACAAGGUGAUGAGCGACAACUACCUCCAGGUCCUGCGCAGCCCGGACAUCUACGGGUGCCUGAGCGGGACAGAGCGGGAGCUGAUCCUCCGGCGCCGCCUGCGGGGCCGCGAGCGCCUGGUGGUGGCGGACGUGUGCCCCCAGGAGGGCUCGGGCCGUCUCUGCUGCUACGACGAGGCGCAGGACGCCUGGCACCCGCUGGCCCGCCUGCCCCCCGAGGCGGUGUCCCGAGGCUGUGCCCUCUGCAGCCUCUUCAAUUACCUCUUCGUGGCGUCCGGUUGCCGGGGGCCCGGGCACGAGCCCUCCAACCGCGUCUUCUGCUACAACCCGCUGACCGACAUCUGGAGCGAGGUGUGCCCGCUGAACCAGGCCCGGCCGCACUGCCGGCUGGUGGCCCUGGACGGCCACCUGUACGCCAUCGGCGGCGAGUGCCUGAACACGGUGGAACGCUAUGACCCGCGCCUGGACCGCUGGACCUUUGCGCCGCCGCUCCCCAGCGACUCCUUCGCCCUGGCGCACACGGCCACGGCGUGUGCGGGCGACGUCUACGUCACGGGCGGCACCCUGCGCUACCUGCUGCUCCGCUUCUCGGCCCGGGAGCAGCGCUGGCGGGCGGGCCCCACGGGGGGCGGCAAGGACCGCACGGCCGAGAUGGUGGCCGUCAACGGCUUCCUCUACCGUUUUGAUCUCGACCGCCGCCUGGGCAUCAGCGUCCACCGCUGCAGCGCCAGCGCCCGCCUCUGGUACGAGUGCGCCACCUACCGCACCCCGUACCCGGACGCCUUCCAGUGCGCCCCGGUGGGCGACCUCAUCUACUGCGUGGGGCGCUGGCGCUCGCUCUGCUUCCUGGCCGACCACAUCUCGCCCAGGUUUGUGCCCAAGGAGCCACGGAGCUUCCCCUCCCCGCGGGGCACCCUCCUGCCCGCCGUCCUGACCCUGCCGGUCCCCGACGCGCCUCAGACCAGGGUCUAGCUACCCACCCCCCACCCCCACCCCCCCCGCCCCCACCCCCCCCGCUGGACUUCUGCUGCCAAACUGGAAGCAAAAAGCACCCCUGCCCGCCACUCCGUGAGCCAUCUCUGGGCGAGCAGGCAGCUCGGGAAUUCCGCCCGCGCGCGAGGUGAAUGCUAACCCUACCCCCUCCGCUGGCCGGGGCCUCGGAUGCGUCUUUGCUGUCCCCGGG
Molecule: messenger RNA, 3445 nt
Organism: Neofelis nebulosa (Clouded leopard)
Lineage: Eukaryota; Metazoa; Chordata; Mammalia; Carnivora; Felidae
Gene: KLHDC7A
Product: kelch domain containing 7A
Exons: 1
Coding region: 874-3234 (786 amino acids)
Molecular function (GO): protein binding
Source: RefSeq, a predicted model, not a curated record